AUAAUUAUAUUUAGUACUUAUAUAGUUUAAGUUAGUAUUAUGUGUGUGUGUAACUCCAUUGGAAUUGUAAGGCUGCGUGCAUGCAUGGGUUUGUGAAUAAAUGUCAGGUGAUCUGCAAUUAUUCAUGGAUACAAACAAUUGACAUGUGACUGGCUAGCCACUCAAUGCAGUUAGUAUUACAAUGGAAGGUUUCUCUCGUAGAAGACAAGUAAGGAGCCUAACAGUAACAGAGCCAAUAGAUCUCGAAGAGCGCUACAAAUUUGUUAAAGAGAUUUCAGAUGAGCACAAGUGUGUGAUUUGUAGCAAGCUCUUAAGAGAGCCUCAAGUUACCGGGUGCUGUGGACAACACUUUUGUCAGUAUUGCUUAGAGCAAUGGUUGAAAACAAACCAUGAGAAACCAUGUCCACACUGUCGCACACCAAACUGCAACUACAUUCGCUACCUACCAAUGAAAAGGGAGAUUUAUGAACUUGAAGUGUAUUGUCCCAAUCAAAUGAUAGGGUGCUUAACGAUAUCGACAUUACAAGAAAUAGAUGGCCACCUUAACAUUUGUGAACUUGAAGAAGUGACUUGCUCAUGCAACAAAAAAAUUCUCAGAAAAAAGCUUAAAAACCACCAGCAAAACCACUGUUCCCGGAGAACGGUGCAAUGUCAAUACUGUCGAGAAAAAGGAAUGCAUAUGACAAUAAGUAGUGCUCAUCACCGAAACAUGUGCCCAGAUUUGCCGAUAAAUUGUCCUAAGAAGUGCGGGGCUUCUGACAUUAAGAGGAAAAAUAUGGAGAGCCAUAGGAACAAGUGCCCACUGGAACUAGUUGAAUGUAAAUAUUUAAAAGCAGGCUGCCGUGAUAAAAUUUGUCGGAGAGACUAUGAAGCUCACGAGAGAGAUAAUGUACAACAGCAUUUGCAGAUAACAAUGGAGUCCUUCACAAAACUCUCAACAGAGCAUGAUAUACUAAAGAAGACUUAUGAGGCACUGAGAACACAAAGAACCCCAUCAGGACCUAACGGACAAAGCAGAAGAAGAAGUGGGGUAGAUUAUAAUUAUGGCAGUAGUAGCUACCACGAACAACAAUAUGAAUAUGAUCCAUGGUAGAACAAUACUUGUAUAGAAGAGAGACUAUAGCUGCAUGCCAGCCAAGUGACUGUUACCAUAGCUAAACACAACAUGACAUUAUUUAUAAACUGAUGCACUAUAACAGUUUGACCUAACAGUUUACGUGUAUUCAUGCAUUUUCCACAUUCAUAGGUUUAAGCACAUGACGCCAUAAAUAUUAGUCAACAAUAGCAACUAUAGUAACCAUGGUGACAGCGUGUUUGUGGAGCAGAUAUUCGUAUCUGCGGUACAACAAUUUUUACAACAUCGCUAUACACACAACUGCAUGUGCAGACACACAAUAAUCAUCAUUAAGACCUUAUUUAUAAUAAUUAUUCAUUAUGGCACAUGACAUAAUUUUUAAACAACAAGAUCACCAAUGGCUACCAGUGCUAACUCCAACAGAUCUAUUCCUUGUGAAUCUAUACCUACUACAGAGGAAUCAGAUGACUACACAUUUGUAGAUGUUCUACCAGAGAAGUACAUUUGUGGAAUAUGUAGGAAUAUAUUAUCACAACCUCAUGUGACAGAAUGUUGUGGUCAACAUUUCUGCGAAGAUUGCCUCAAAAACGCUGCUUCACAGAGCACUAGGACUAAAUACCAUGGUCUAUGGGGCCCACAACAAAUGGAAUCUGAAACUCCAAAUUGCCCCCAUUGUAGAAGAAAUAACUUCAACCAUAUCAGGUAUUUGCCCUUCAAGCGAGAAAUCGACGGCAUGAAAGUUUGUUGCCCUCGAAAAUCUAGUGGCUGCAACGUGCAAGUAACUUACGGUAAUAGAAUGGACCAUGAAAAAACCUGUGGCUAUAUACGAGUUCCUUGUACCAACAACUGUGGCAACACUGUUUUCAAGAAAGACUUACAAUCUCACACUCGAAAUGACUGUACAUUGAGGAGAGCUACAUGUAAAGCUUGUGGCAAGAUCGGAACAUAUAAAGAAAUCGAAAGCUUAGGACACAACUCUGUCUGUCCGGAAGUUUGGGUAAAGUGCACUAGUCCUUGCGGAGCACGGUUUAAGCGCAAAGCAGCCAGGUCUCAUGAUUUAGUUUGCCUAGAAGCGACGGUGAACUGUCAAUUUGCUGAAGCAGGUUGUACUGUCAAGCCAAAGCGUAAAGACCUCGAGAGCCACUUGGAUGCUAACAUGAAGAAACAUCUAUCUCAACUAAUGACAGCACAUGUGAAAAUGAAGCAAGAAUUUCAAGCCUUUAAAAAAGGUCACGAAGACUCCUCUGCUUCUCCCCCUCUCUCAAAGUCCACGUCAUCAUUAUCGAGAAUACAUAAUUUAAAGCAGAAACAGCGCAAUCCUCACUUAUUAAUAGAUAAAGAUCCCACCAUGGAAUGGAGUAAUUGACUGCCGAUUUUGGAAACUAUGGCGAUGGUAUAUUUGUGCAUAGAGAGGAUAUUAAGAGACACUAAAAUAUGCGACUGUUAUGAAAUUAUAUAUAGUAGCUAUAAACACAAUAAUUAUUGUAUACUUGCUAAUUUAGUUAUUUAACACUUACAUCGAUUUGAUUUGCUAAUAACAGUUUGACCUAA
Messenger RNA from Halichondria panicea, 2626 nucleotides. Its product is annotated as TNF receptor-associated factor 5-like. Gene Ontology annotation, molecular function: zinc ion binding. The coding region runs from base 1473 to 2441 and encodes 322 amino acids. NCBI's taxonomy places the organism in Eukaryota, Metazoa, Porifera, Demospongiae, Suberitida, Halichondriidae. The transcript is spliced from 2 exons. The record is from RefSeq and is a predicted model, not a curated record.